CCGUAGUGACGCACUUGGUGUCCGCGGAGGGAGGACGGGGGCGGUGGCUGCCGGGGGGGUGCUCUCCCCGUGUCCCCUACUCUCACUCAGGCAGCCGCCGGCGCCGCCGCCGCCGCCAUGUUGGUUUGAGAGGCGAUGACAGGAGGCGACCGCGGCAUGUGGGACUGAAAAAGUGCAGGAGGAGGAGAAACAAAGCUCUAAGAGGAAACUGUUCCCAGGCUGAGGAGAGGGAGGACCCGGCCUCUUCCGGGGACCAGCCGCAGUCGGCGUCGCCCGGAGCUCGCGAGCCCGGGGAGGGGAGGGGAGGCGGAGACGGGGGAGGCGGAGGCAGAGAGCAGCGCCGCGGCGCUGGAGACGAUGCGCCCCGACCCUCGCGGCUGCCCGGAGGCGCCCGCGGCCUGAGGCCCGAGCAGCCGUGGAACGUCCUGGCUGGCCCCGAGCCUCCCCGUGCCCGCCGCCCCCGCUCAGUCUCUCCGUCCGGCGCUGUCGCUUCGGUCCCCAACUAGUUAAAUGCCCUUGAGCGCGGGGUGCCGCGGCUCGGCUCUCAGCCCCGGCGGCGCGAGCUGAGCCGUUUCCUGGGCCGUCCGCGCGGGCCCCCGGCGCGCGGCUCUCGGCGGGGGCGUCCGGCCGCUGCUCGGCCGCCACUCACGGCUCACGCGUCGAUGUGUAGCUACAUAGUUAUCUGGGUACAUGCACGCUGGGGCAUUUUCCUCCAGCUUAAUGAGGACUUGACUCGGGAGCGAGUGUGAAUCACUGCCGGGGCUGGGAAAGAAGGAAGGCGGAUUUAACCCCCUCCCACUCCGCUCCAUGUCCGUGUGUCACUCGGCUUGGUCCACCUGGCGCGGCCGGUCCUGGGGUUGCUGCUGACGACGACGACGACGACGACAACGACUACGGGAGCUGCCGCUGCCGUCCCGGGAGUUUCCUCGCUCCGGCCAUACAGCUUCUGGGGAUUGUUCCUCUUCGCACCAGAACCUCGGCCAGGCCGGCACUUUGGCUCCGAAAUAACUUAUUUUUGGAGGGGCAAAAGCACAUCACGAACGAAUCAAAGUCGUGAAGGUUUAUUUCUGUAGCUUGAAGACUUCUGCUCUUUUUUGUUUGUUGUGUUUGGUUUUUUUUUUUUGGCGUAAACAUCUGGGUAUAUAUCAAGCGGCAAGAUGUCCAGUAAUGUCCCGGCGGAUAUGAUAAAUUUGCGCCUCAUCUUGGUAAGUGGAAAAACAAAAGAGUUCCUGUUUUCUCCUAACGACUCCGCUUCUGACAUUGCGAAGCAUGUGUAUGACAACUGGCCAAUGGACUGGGAAGAAGAGCAAGUCAGCAGUCCAAAUAUUCUAAGACUUAUUUAUCAAGGACGAUUUCUACAUGGAAAUGUCACACUAGGAGCAUUAAAACUUCCUUUUGGCAAAACAACAGUGAUGCAUUUGGUGGCCAGAGAGACAUUGCCAGAGCCAAACUCUCAAGGUCAGAGGAAUCGUGAAAAGACUGGCGAGAGUAAUUGUUGUGUAAUCCUGUAAACACUGUCUGCUAAGAGUGAUGUGAUACAUAGUCGUUGUCUUUCAUGCUGCUGGGACGGAAGAGACCCAACAUUGCUUCAGAAACCUUUAAGAACAGUCUGCCUGUAAAUCCAUGGAACUGAAUUCCCACACGAACACUGUCAUCUUUUCUCAUGAAAGUAAAAAGAACCAAGAACAUUUUUCACUAUAAUUUUUUAUUUCUUGUGUUUUUGCUUAUGUUGAGCAGUUUUAAAACAUACUGGUUUUUGAAUGCAGUCAGUCUCCAGGGGAAAAGUUAACAAGUUAUCUUUCAUAGCAGAAACCAUUUUGCUGCCACGAAAAUUUUCAUCACCAGAACUAACAAAUCAAGCGUUCCAAAUACAAUUUGCACUAAAAAAGAUUGGCAUUAUUUUUCCUCAUCAGCAGAAUUUAUAACAGUUUAUGAUACCUAGAAAUACUCAUAUAUACAAUUCCAUACUGGAAGACACUCAGCAAUUAAUGAAAUUAAUUACUGGGCCAACUUGAGAGGAAAAAAAUGGGAAAGAAAUUAAAAUGUUGGGUGAUUUCUACCAAAGUCAGCCAUGGCGGCUGCACUGGCACAGAAUACUAAACCAAGUGUGACUAUUUUCACUGCAACAAAUGAAAAAACAAAAAACAAAAUGUGCCUGUUGUUUAAAGCACUCAGUAGAGGGCUGAUGAAACUAUUUUUCCUUUAAGACAUGCACUCUUGAGUCCUACAGUAACUGAGUGCUUGUUCAAACAGCACAAGAGGGGUGAGAGUGCGUCUCCUAGCCUUAAUGUGGGAGGGGAAUAACAGUUGCUCAUAGGCUUUCAUUAUUGUGCAGAAAUGUUAGAAAACCUCAUUGACUGAUCGAUUUUGUGUAUUUGAAUAUCAGCAAAGUGAAAUUUUCUGUAAUUGUUGCUCAUCUGUAACCAUGUCCAGUGUCAUGCUUACUCUAACUUAGAGAGUUCAGAUGAAUUCUUAAAAUUAACAAAAAAAAUCUCCAUAGUACUAAUUUUGUUUCUUUAUGUAGCUUGCAUUUGGUAUUAGUGCUUGCAAUUGUAUUAAAAUCAAAAGCUGAUUUUUACAGCAUAUGUGAUUAAGGAUGCCAUUCUUUUAUUUCGUACCAAUUUAAAGAUUGAUAUGCUAAAAACAAUUUGCACAGCACUAAAGCAUGAGCUAGUUUCAUCUAAACCUGUAAAAAUAUGAAAGAUUUUAUAUUUUUUCACUGGGAAGAAAUUCUUCCUGGAUGAAAUUACAAAUAUGUGUAGAAUAUAUUUAAUAAAAGACAUAUAAAAUACCUAACUAUAGAUCUUAAAUAUAGAUUGGCGAGUAGUAUAUAGAACAAUAUUCCAUAUAAAUAACUUUAGCCUUUAUAAAAAUAAAAAAGUUGCAGGCUGACAUUAUGUUCUCUACUUACUAAAUGUCUAUGACCCUUACAAACAUUAAGUGUAAAUGGUUUCAAAUGGUCAGCGUUGUUUAAAUGUAAUCAGGUUACUUUAUUCAUUGUUAAUGCUUUGAUGAAAAGGCUUUAUAUGCAGUAGAUCUACAAAAAUAUUGUUCAUACUGAUCACAAUUAAAUUUGUAUAGAGCAGAGUUUUAAAACGAAUGUAAAUAGCACUAAACAUUUUCUUUCUGCAACCUGUACUUAUAGAUUUCUUUCUGUAAACUAAAUAAAAAAAAUCAUAGUGCAUUUUGGUGGUAAUUUUAAAGGUCCUGAUUAGGUCAAUACUUGUUUAAGCACUGUCUCAUCCAUGUUAAAAUUGUUGUCUACUUUUAUUUCUGAAGCUUUUAAAAUUCGUUAAAUUAAUAUUCUACUGUCGGUUUGGGGAGUAUUCCCAGUGUAUCUUUGAUAUUUAACCUGGUUAAUUUGUGCACAGUCACAACAAUGAAUAGAAUUAUGUAGUCUCUGUUAUCACUAAAAUGUUAUAUUUGAGAGAUGUUAAAUAUUUAUGUUUUGUUGACCAGCUCAAAUGUGAAUUCUGUUAGUGUUGACUAAAGAAGAAUCUGGUAGUUACUUAAUUGGGCAAUUAAACAAUUUAUGGCUCUAUUCUUUUGGAAAACAAACUGCUGGUAAUUAUUUUUAAUACCUAUUUUAAUUCUAAUUAGUCUUGAUUUUCCAAAGCUAAAGACUAUCAGUUAAUUCAGACUGAGUUUUUAUGAUGGUUAAAAAUAAUUUUCUAUUGGUUUUCAAUAUAUUUUUCUGUGUAUUCUCACAUUAUAUAUUUCCCUUUCACAAGAAACGUAAAUCAAGCAAUUGCUAAGUGAGAUUAACUGGUUCAUUAACAGAGAAAGAAUUAUGACACUUAAUACUUAAUAUCAUAGUUGUACAAAAUGAAAAAAAAGAAUAAAAACCAGUAAAAUUAUAUACUGAAAACACCAAAAAUUUAGAUGCCUUAAUGUAGUGUAUUCGUGAAAAUACUCAACCAUCCCUUUAAAAAUAAUCCCUUGGACUGCCUGAUGGUUAAACCAUUCAUCAUAUCCAAGGCUACUUUUGAAGAUCCCGCUGCCAAAAAUAGUGGCUCAUUUACCUAAAGGUGAGAGCUGCAUAGAUCCAAUAAUGUAAAUAAAGCCUGAAUGGUGAGCCUGUGCCCCCGCCGAGCGCUUGGUAUCUAACUCAGUCUCUUUUACCUAAAGUCCUAGAUAAAGUGUUUCUGGACAAGGCAAAGCUCAUCUUCUUUAUUAAAGCCUCAGCAUGUC
Molecule: messenger RNA, 4191 nt
Organism: Lemur catta (Ring-tailed lemur)
Lineage: Eukaryota; Metazoa; Chordata; Mammalia; Primates; Lemuridae
Gene: UBL3
Product: ubiquitin like 3
Exons: 5
Coding region: 1158-1511 (117 amino acids)
Molecular function (GO): protein binding
Source: RefSeq, a predicted model, not a curated record